Vitrella brassicaformis is the source of this 1737-nucleotide messenger RNA. The record is from the annotation of a GenBank genome assembly. Lineage: Eukaryota; Vitrellaceae.
AUGGUGGUACUUGGAGUGGUAGCACAUCGCCUGCCGAUCGCAUCGCCCCCAAAGCGCUGGAUAAGCGCGCAGGUCACUGCUGCCUGAGUUGAUUCCCCAGCUUCUUGAUGCUUGAAUGAACAGCGCUCCCUUAUUGACGCCCCCGCUGUCGAACCAAGUCAAGGCAAAGCAUCCGUCUCGGCGUUUGUCCUCGCUGACGCGAUGCCGUUAUCGCCGGUUUUCUGGACAUUCAUCGGCCUCUCUCUGACCAGGGCCACUACGAAUGGAGAAGACCGGCCACUGCAGAGGAGCGGGUCGGACGCUCAUCGACACAUUGCAAGAAUCCACAAGUUCGGUCUGGGGCGCAAGGGCCCUCACCAGUGGUCGUCCCGGAGACCGUCACCUCGCAUCAGCAGCUCAGCAAGCGAGGCCGAUCACACGAUGGUCCUUCACUUGCUGCCCGGUCUAGCGCCCGACCACCUCCUCCCUCCCCUCCCCAUGUCUCUGCACGAGACAAACCACUCCGCCCACACCGCCACAAACGAUCGGCGACGGCUCAGGAGGCCGCUGACGCUCCCCUGCCCUGCAGCAGGCCUGAGAUUGAAGAGGAGCUCCCCAGCCUUCCAGGGAAACCUGAGGAAAAGAAAAAGGAAGGCGACAAGAAGGCUGAAGGGCCAGCUGAGGAGAAGAAGUCGCCCGAGGAGGCGGGCAAGACGAAGAUCCAGCCUGACAGCGACUCCAACGGCAACGAGAGGCUGUGUGGCGUGUACGAGCUGGGUUGUGUGGCUGAGGCGGGCGACACGGGGACGCUGGUGGAGUCGCGCAAGACGACCGAGUGGUACCACAAGAACGGCGUCAUGCGUGAGUGGGACAGGUACUACUCCAACGACGAGGGCAGAAAAUGCAACGUCAAGGACAUCGAUGCAGGUACACGCCCAACAGACAGACAGGCAACACACGGGAGACACGGAAAGAGUAAGGACGAUGUUCGUUCGUUCGUGGUGGUUCCCUGAUUCCUCUCUCUGCCAGAUUUGGUCAUGUGGGCCAGCUACAAUGUGUUGGCUGAGACGACGGCGGAAAAUCAGGGGAGUGAGUUCAAAGUCAGAUACGUGUGGCGCUCUAUCGAGGUAACAAGACAAGAGCGAAACACAUAAUUGUGCCGGCCAUUCAUCCUCGUCGGUGUCUCCAUCAGCUGACGCCCUACCAGGACGAUCGUGUCACACAUCUGCAGGAGAAGUGCGCCUGUCCUGACCAGCUCAAGCCAUGGGCCAACGGCAAGACACAGCAGAUCGUACGCAGUCCUGCAUCCACACAAGAGACAUUCAAUCUUUCUCUUCUGUGUGAGUAUGUGCGUGGGCAGGCCCGCUGUGACCCUGCUGGUUGCGAGAUGCUCAAGCGACUGUGUGUGGAGCAGUACAACGGCAAGUGCAGCCUCACCGUCACGCUCAGGGUCUUCAGCAAGGACAGCAAGAAAGUCAUGGAAAGGCUCAACCAGGUAGAGAAAGACUUAACAAAGACGCCUUGCCUAAACAACAAUGUCUCUCUUUCUGUGCUGACAGUUCGGUGAUAUUCCUAAGAACGAGUCAAGUCUGCCGGCCAAGCUGCUGAUGGAGCAGAAGAAGAACUGCGAAGAACUGGACGGAAGGCUGUGUCCUGGAGGCGGCGCGAUCGGCAAACAUGGUGGUGGUGCGCAUGCAGGUGUGUUGGUGGCUUUGUUAGUCAUGUUGUGCCACUGGGUCAUUUCAGCUGUAGAGUGAG